Lodderomyces parapsilosis is the source of this 2877-nucleotide messenger RNA. RefSeq names its product Mtr10p (gene MTR10). The record is from RefSeq and is a predicted model, not a curated record. Gene Ontology annotation, biological process: protein import into nucleus. NCBI's taxonomy places the organism in Eukaryota, Fungi, Ascomycota, Pichiomycetes, Serinales, Debaryomycetaceae. Gene Ontology annotation, molecular function: small GTPase binding. The transcript has a single exon. The coding region runs from base 1 to 2877 and encodes 958 amino acids. Gene Ontology annotation, cellular component: cytoplasm; nuclear membrane.
AUGUCAUCACAAGAUCACGAGAUUAAACAAGUGGAAAAUGCAUUGUCGACAAUGUACUCCAAUGCACCACGAGAAGAGAAAGCAAAUGCUACUCAUUUCUUGGAAAACUUUCAAAAAUCCAAUGAUGCAUGGCAAAUCACCCAUCAAAUUUUGAGCGAUAAGGAUAAUGUCUCAAACAUGCAGUUGAAGCUUUUUGCUGCACAGACACUAAGAUCUAAGAUUAUUUAUGACUUGUCAUCACAGAUUCAGUCAGAGAAUUAUCAAGCUUUAAAGGCAUCAGUGUUGAACUUGAUCAAAUUGUACAAUGGAAACGGUGACAAGUUGAUUCGUACUCAACUAUCAAUUGCAUUGUCACAACUUGCAUUGCAAUAUUUAACCUGGAAUGAUGCAAUGAAAGAGAUUGUAGCUAACUUGACCCAAUCAUCCGAUUUAACAUUGGUUUUAUUGGAGUUUUUGAAAGUCUUGCCUGAAGAGUUAUCGGAUGUGAAAAAAUCGCAUUUGAGUGAUGAGGAAUACAAUAAAAGAUCACAAGAAUUGAUUACAGAUCAAGUGGAGUCAGUUGUAUUGACAUUGAAGAAUUUUGCUGAAAACAAUGCCAGCAAUGAUCCUAUCUUGAAUGCGGCAAUCUUGGAUGCAUUAAACAGUUGGAUCACAGAGUGCCCUAUUGACAAGAUAUUAUCCGUUCAUCCUUUGACCUCGUUGGUGUUUCAAAGUUUGUCCAAUGAUACAACUUUUGACAAGGCAAUAGAGUGUUUGGUCACCAUUGUUCGUGAAACUCGUGAUAUCGAUAACCACGAAAUAAUUGACGCAUUGUACCAACAAAUAUUACAAUUGAACAAGUUUAUGCAUGAUAAUCCUGAUAAUUUGGAAGAUCCUGAAAAAGUUGACGGGUUGACCAGAUUAUAUGUCGAAUGUGGAGAAUCGUGGAGUUCAUUAAUAGCUAGAAACCCGCAACAUUUUAAACCAUUGGUUGAAAUACUAUUAAAUUGUUGCAAAAAUGACGAUGAUUUGGAUAUUGUCAAGUACACUUUCCAAUUCUGGUACUUGUUAAAACAAUUGAUUGUUUUACCAAAGUUUCAAGAGGCACGUCAGGUUUUGGGCGAUUGCUAUUUUGAACUAAUAUCUAUAAUAAUUAAACAUUUGACAUACCCAAUUACACCAAAUGAUGACGAUCUUUUCAACGGGGAUAAAGAACAAGAGGACAAGUUUAAAGAGUUUCGAUACGAGAUGGGCGAUGUAUUGAAAGAUUGCUGUGCCGUAGUAGGUGCUUCCAAAGCAUUACAAAUUCCAUUUACCCAAAUACAAACAAUUUUGUCCAAUUCGCAAGGACAUUGGCAAUACCUUGAAGCUCCUUUAUUCUCAAUGAGAACAAUGGCUAAAGAAGUAUCAACAAAAGAGAAAACCAUACUUCCAACAAUCAUGUCAUUGUUGGUGCAACUUCCUGAACAUCCCAAAAUAAGAUAUGCUGCCACAUUAGUAUUGGGAAGAUACACCGAAUGGACAGCAAAGAAUCCAGAGUUCUUGGAACCACAAUUGAACUACAUUACAAAGGGGUUUGAAGUGGCCAACAACAACGACAUAUUUAUGGCUACUUCGCAUGCCCUCAUGUACUUUUGUCAAGAUUGUUCUGAAUUAUUGGUGAACUACCUUGAGCAAUUGUAUUUAUUGUAUGGACAAGUAAAAGACAAGAUUGAUCUAGAAUCAAAUUACGAAUUGACUGAUGGUAUUGCCCAUGUUGUUGCAAAAGUUCCGGAGGGGAAUUUGUACAAAAUUUCUGACAUGUUUUUAGAGCCAUCAUUACAAAAAGUUUCUGAGUUGAAUGCUUCAGACAACAUUUCGGAUGAAGUAAAUGCUCAAAUAGCCGAUCAGUUGGAAAUUGUUGUUAUUUUCCUUCAAGUAUUGAAAGUUGACGAGUUUGACAAGCCAACACAUCCAGUGGCUUCGUUGUUUAUUGAAAAGAUUUGGCCAUUGGUAACUUCAAUUUUACAAAAGAGAGCAUCAGUCUUCAAAGUUAGUGAGAAAUGUAUGAAGUUGAUCAAAAUUGCUGUUGAGUCAUUCAGUUCUUAUCUUAAUCCAGUUUUGCCACAGAUAGCCCAGAUACUACACCAAGGAUACAAACAAACUGAAUUCGGUUGUUAUUUGUGGGUUUCAGGGGUUGUCAUUAGAGUUUUUGGAGACGACGAAUACUCAUCAGAAGAAAUUACAUCAGCUGCAUACAAUUUCGGUCUUGAACAGUGCCAAUCAUUCUUUGAGCAAUUCUUUACUAAAGAUGAAGGGCAAGUUAAGCAUAUACCCGACGUCAUUGAAGAUUUUUUCCGGAUGUUGAAUGAUUUGUUGAUGUUUUUCCCGUUCAAGUUGAUUCCUAAUUUGGAUUUACUUGAUUCAAUUAUCAAGACAGCAAAAGUGACAUUGACCGUAAUCAAUGAGUACAAUCCAAUCAUAUCUUGCAUCCACUUCCUCAUUGACUUGAUAUCCUGGGGGUUACCACACCCACCUAUUUCAUUGUUUGAAAGUAAGGAUACUACACCAUUAAGAGAAUGCAUUAAACAUUUUGUCACCGUCAACAACCAUGGAGGUGAAUUGUUGAAAGUUGUAAUGGACGGACUCAUAUUCAAGUUUCAUAUUGACGUACAACAAGAUGCCAGUGACUUGCUUUUGAAGAUCUUGGUUGUGACUCCAUCAACAGAGUUGGCAAUCAGUUGGUUACGUGAUGUGGUGACAAGUUUACCCAAUGUUCAAAGCAACGAGGUUAAUCGCUUGAUUGACACUGUUUCGGUGGCCAUUCCAAAUAAGGAUAAUAGGCGAGUACGUAGUGCUUUGAGAGAUUUCAUUGGCUGGUACUCGAGAAAGAAUGUAACGCCUCGGUCAGAAAUAUGA